Molecule: messenger RNA, 4100 nt
Organism: Photinus pyralis (common eastern firefly)
Lineage: Eukaryota; Metazoa; Arthropoda; Insecta; Coleoptera; Lampyridae
Product: ankyrin-3-like
Exons: 16
Coding region: 140-3691 (1183 amino acids)
Biological process (GO): protein localization to plasma membrane
Cellular component (GO): plasma membrane; neuron projection
Molecular function (GO): spectrin binding; transmembrane transporter binding; cytoskeletal adaptor activity
Source: RefSeq, a predicted model, not a curated record
UUUUUGAUGCAUAUUUUUAUUUUUGGAUGAACUUUAUACGCCCCUUUGGCAAUUAUAUUUCGGGGGGAGAAUGAUCUUUUUGAGAAUUUUUACAAGUUUGAAUCGCCGCACCUGUUGAGAUGAGUUAGGGCGAUUAAGGAUGCCUUUGUGCUUCAGACUGCCCUGCAUGUCCGACGGCAAUACGUCCUUUCUGCGCGCGGCGCGUGCUGGUCACCUCGACAAGGUCCUCGAGCAUCUCAAGCAGAACAUCGACAUCAACACUAGCAAUGCGAAUGGGCUUAACGCGCUGCACCUGGCGUCGAAGGAUGGCCACGUGCAGGUGGUCGAGGAGUUGCUGAAACGUGGGGCGGCCGUCGAUUCGGCCACGAAAAAGGGCAACACAGCGCUUCAUAUCGCUUCCCUAGCCGGACAAGAAGAUGUAGUUAGAUUACUUGUCCAUCACGGCGCUUCUGUUAACGUCCAAAGUCAAAAUGGAUUCACGCCGCUUUAUAUGGCCGCUCAAGAAAACCACGACAACGUCGUCAAGUACCUUCUGGCGAAUGGCGCCAAUCAAAGCUUAGCGACGGAGGAUGGCUUUACACCUUUGGCGGUGGCCAUGCAACAAGGUCACGAUAAGGUGGUGACGGUGCUCUUGGAGAACGACACCAGAGGAAAAGUGAGGCUUCCCGCGCUCCACAUCGCCGCAAAGAAGGAUGACGUGAAGGCGGCCAAAUUACUCUUAGAAAACGAACACAAUCCGGAUGUCACCUCAAAGUCCGGAUUUACACCCCUCCACAUAGCGUCCCAUUACGGGAACGAAUCCAUAGCAAAUUUACUUGUACAGAAAGGCGCAGAUGUGAACUACUCCGCCAAACAUAAUAUAUCACCCCUGCACGUAGCGGCGAAAUGGGGCAAAACGAAUAUGGUGGCCUUGUUAUUAGAUAGAGGGGCGUACAUUGAGUCGAAGACGCGCGAUGGACUGACACCUCUCCACUGCGCGGCGCGUAGCGGCCACGAGAAAGUUGUAGAUAUGCUCCUAGAGCGUAGCGCACCAAUUAGUUCUAAGACUAAGAACGGCCUGGCACCACUGCACAUGGCGGCGCAAGGUGAUCACGUCGACGCUGCACGCAUUCUUCUUUACCACCGUGCACCAGUCGACGAGGUUACCGUUGACUAUCUGACAGCCCUCCACGUCGCCGCCCACUGCGGUCACGCGAGGGUUGCCAAGCUUCUGCUGGACCGAGGGGCGGACGCAAACGCGCGUGCGCUUAACGGUUUCACCCCUCUUCACAUCGCUUGCAAGAAGAAUCGCAUUAAAGUCGUCGAGCUACUUCUGAAGCACGGCGCAAGUAUCGGCGCGACUACCGAAAGUGGGCUGACUCCGCUCCACGUUGCCAGUUUUAUGGGAUGCAUGAAUAUUGUGAUCUACCUUUUGCAACACGAGGCGAAUCCGGACGUUCCGACGGUGCGCGGAGAGACCCCUCUGCAUCUGGCAGCGAGAGCGAAUCAGACGGAUAUAAUUCGAAUUUUGCUGCGGAACGGCGCCAACGUCGACGCGCGCGCUCGCGAGCAGCAGACACCUCUGCAUAUCGCCUCGCGCCUAGGAAACGUAGACAUUGUGAUGCUGCUCUUGCAGCACGGGGCCAAGGUAGAUACGACAACGAAAGAUAUGUACACCGCGCUCCAUAUCGCUGCCAAGGAGGGGCAAGACGAGGUGGCGGCUGCUCUAUUAGACAACGGGGCUUCUUUAAACGCGACAACCAAAAAAGGUUUUACGCCACUCCACCUGGCGGCGAAAUACGGAAAUAUAAAGGUAGCAAAGCUGCUUCUUCAAAAAGAAGCGCCGGUUGACUCGCAGGGUAAAAACGGCGUGACGCCUCUUCACGUAGCCUCCCACUACGACCACCAAAACGUCGCCCUUCUGCUACUCGACAAGGGCGCGUCGCCGCACGCGAUUGCGAAAAACGGACACACUCCCUUGCACAUAGCGGCCCGAAAGAAUCAGAUGGAUAUCGCGAACACGCUGCUGGAGUACGGCGCCCAACCGAGCGCCGAAAGUAAGGCGGGUUUCACUCCGCUUCACUUGAGCGCCCAAGAGGGCCACACCGACAUGACGUCGCUUCUACUCGAACACAACGCCGAUGUAAACCACCAAGCGAAAAACGGACUGACCCCGCUCCACCUCUGCGCGCAAGAAGAUCGGGUCCCCGUCGCCGAAAUCCUACUGAAGAACGGCGGCGAAGUCGACGCCCAAACCAAAGGCGGCUACACACCGCUCCACGUCGCUUGCCACUACGGCCAGUCGAACAUGGUCAAAUUCCUCCUCGGCAACGGGGCCAACGUCAAAUCCACCACGUCAAUCGGCUACACGCCACUCCACCAGGCCGCCCAACAGGGCCACACGAACAUCGUCAACAUCCUCCUGGAAAACUCGGCGCAACCGAACGCCGUCACGACGAACGGCCAGACCCCCCUCAACAUCGCCCAGAAGCAGGGCUACAUCAGCGUGAUCGACACCCUCAAGGUCGUCACCGAAACGCCCGCCGGCAGCCCCAACGUCGGCGAGGAAAAGUACCGUGUCGUCGCGCCCGAAGCGAUGCAGGAGACCUUCAUGUCCGAUUCCGAGGAGGAGGGAGUCGAGGAUGUUAUGGACGGAUAUGGUCAGGCGCCUCACGAGCAGCACGUCUAUCUGCCGUAUUUCAACGGCACGUCCCUUCUGAGCCGCGAGGACACACUGCUCGGCGACCAAACGUACCGCUACCUAACGGCGGACGAAAUGAAAUCGCUAGGCGACGACUCUCUGCCGAUCGACGUCACCAAAGACGAGCGGAUGGACUCGAAUCGCAUGGUCGCGAGCGGCGACAGCAACAUGCUGCCCCCGCAGGCGAUCGAGGACACGAUCAGUCCCCAGCACAUCCAGCAGAACUACAUUGAGUACGCGAGGAAAUACGCGCCGGACAACGUGGACGUCGCCCGGCAUCCGAUUAACAUUGGGAAGCUGCAUUGGAAGAACUUCUUGGUAUCGUUCCUGGUCGACGCGCGCGGCGGCGCGAUGAGAGGGUGCCGACACUCUGGUGUACGCGUCAUAGUGCCGCCACGGUGCGCCCCGAGCCCGACGAGGAUCACGUGCAGAUACGUACGACCGCAACGCACGCCACAUCCUCCUCCUCUAAUGGAAGGAGAGGCCCUAGCCAGUCGAGUUUUGGAGUUAGGCCCUGUUGGAGUUAAGUUUUUGGGCCCUGCGAUAAUUGAGGUGCCACACUUCGCCGCUCUUCGAGGUAAAGAGCGUGAAAUUGUGAUACUACGCUCAGAUAACGGCGAAUCUUGGCGGGAGCACACCGUCGAGUCGGCCGAGGAGAUUUUGAACGAUGUUCUUCACGACAGUUUCGAGGCUGACGAUUUGAGCCAGAUGGAGGAUCCCGCCUCCGGUCGCAUCACGCGGAUCGUCACCAACGACUUUCCCCAGUACUUCGCGGUGGUGUCGCGCGUCAGGCAGGAGGUGCACGCGAUCGGACCCGAAGGCGGCAUGGUGUCGAGCACCGUCGUGCCCCAAGUGCAGGCGGUGUUCCCUCAGGGCGCCCUCACGAAGAAGAUUAAAGUCGGACUUCAGGUAAAUUUGUUUAAGCCGCGCAAAGGCGUUCCGGUUGAAAAGUUGCGAAAGAUUACGGUUAAUCACAUACCGAAAAAGAUGCGCUGGUCGCUUAUAUGGUAGAAUUUUAAGAUUUGUGUUCACUAAAAUGUAUUUAUUGUUCGAUAAGGCUAAAACGUGUUCACCUAGUCAUACAAUGUGCUAGUCAGAAAAGUUUGUAAUGGCCUAAUCCAGUUUCUUCCUCUUUGGCGUUAAGUACAAAUUUUGAUUAGUUCGUAGGUGUUGGUUUUAUUAAUGUAAUUUAUUGAAAAAAAGUGUAUCAUAAUAGUGGCUCCAUAUUUUUGAAGUGGCCAGUAUUUUUAUAUGACAUCUAGACAAUAAGAUGUACUCCACGCUCCUAGCAUUCUAUGUUGUCUUGCUACUGGAAGCGCCAUCAUGUCAUUUUUGAGCACAUUUAGAAUAACAUUGUGUAUGUCUUAACUUUUGUGUACCACUGGUUAAUCUGCACUAUCACAUUGUACCAGUUUUAAGA